Molecule: messenger RNA, 360 nt
Organism: Coccidioides immitis RS
Lineage: Eukaryota; Fungi; Ascomycota; Eurotiomycetes; Onygenales; Onygenaceae
Exons: 2
Coding region: 1-360 (119 amino acids)
Source: RefSeq, a predicted model, not a curated record
AUGACAGAAUUAGCCGGUGGCUUGGGGUCGGCUUCAACGUUUUGUGGGCUGACCACAAAGAUCAAUGUGGCCCUCCCAGUAGGCUCUGUAGACAAAGCGUGGACCAAAGAAACCAGUAUUAAAAUUGGAGAGCGGGAAGUGCAUGCAGUUCUCAAACCUAUGAGGUUUCCGAUGAUCCGCAACUGCACGGGGAUGGGUGUGUGGAUGGGCCGAAACGCGAGUAUCCAGGCAAGGAAAGUUUGGGCACAGCAGUGUCUGUUGCGGCAGGAUUCCCGAAUCUUUCGAUAUGUCUGGUUCAAGCUCGAAAUAGGCACUGUCGACCAUGCUAAACGGGCACUACCAACGCGGCCCGUAUUUUAG